Hypoxylon trugodes is the source of this 1168-nucleotide messenger RNA. RefSeq names its product eukaryotic type KH-domain (KH-domain type I). Gene Ontology annotation, cellular component: nucleolus. Lineage: Eukaryota; Fungi; Ascomycota; Sordariomycetes; Xylariales; Hypoxylaceae. The record is from RefSeq and is a predicted model, not a curated record. Bases 236 to 1018 code for a protein of 260 amino acids. The transcript has 3 exons. Gene Ontology annotation, molecular function: RNA binding.
GUCUCCACCCAAUGCUGAAGUUUAAGGGAUUUGUUAUCGAUAAGGAAAUACAUCCCACCAAACAUGAGCGACCACCAAUUUUUUGGUACUCCACCAGAAAACUAUCACCAUUUUCUGAAAAGAUACCCGAGAUAUUAAUUCGGCGAUUAUACCACCCACACGACUCAUAACUCUCUCCCAUCGACCUACAAUCAAUUCAACCACCGAUAGGGGAGUUAAAUUAAAGAACGACAAUAUGCCUGCACCGACAGCCCUGCUCAAGCAGGUAGACGAUACCCCUCUAUCCGACUUCCCGCUUCCCGAAGCCGAUCAAGAUGAAGAUGAAGAGUUUGCGCUGGAAGGCAUGAAUGAGCUGCCCGAGGAUGCCAAUGCGAUUCUAGUACCGGUGAAAAGAACAGGAGAGGAAGAGAUGGAGAUUGAUGAGGAGGACAAGCCACAUUUUGCGCCCGUACAAAAUACCGACCCGUCAACACACAUUCAAACCCGCAAAGUAACCAUCCCACCGCACCGCUUCACACCGCUCAAAACCGCAUGGCCUAAGAUCUACCCGCCGCUCGUCGAGCACCUGAAGCUACAAGUACGCAUGAACGUCAAGCACAAGCGAGUAGAACUCCGCACCUCGAAGCAUACCACGGAUACCGGUGCUCUACAAAAAGGCGAGGACUUCGUGCGCGCCUUUGCGCUAGGCUUCGAUAUGGACGAUGCGGUUGCCUUGCUGCGUCUAGACGAUCUAUACAUUGAGACGUUCGAGGUCAAGGAUGUGAAGACGCUGAAUGGAGAUCAUCUCGCGCGUGCCAUCGGACGAAUCGCGGGUAAGGAUGGAAAGACGAAGUUUGCGAUUGAGAAUGCGUCGCGUACGAGAGUUGUGCUGGCGGAUUCUAAGAUUCAUAUUCUAGGAGGCUUCAAGAACAUCCACAUCGCCCGCGAAUCCAUCGUCAGUCUAAUAUUGGGUAAACCUCCUGGCAAGGUGUACAACAACCUCCGAACCGUAUCCGCAAGGAUGAAGGAGAGAUUUUAAUUUACAUCAAUUUCGCAUCUCACAAAAACGGAGUCUGGCUCAGGAGUUAACGGGAAAUUUGCUUACUUAGGUCGCCUUGCAUUUCAUAGGUAGAUUACGAGACAUGAGAAGCAGUCUUGGGAAAUGUGUUUAACUCUAACGUGAAUAUUA